Bipolaris oryzae ATCC 44560 is the source of this 1851-nucleotide messenger RNA. RefSeq lists its product as uncharacterized. The transcript is spliced from 5 exons. Gene Ontology annotation, biological process: phosphate ion transport; transmembrane transport. Bases 1 to 1851 code for a protein of 616 amino acids. Lineage: Eukaryota; Fungi; Ascomycota; Dothideomycetes; Pleosporales; Pleosporaceae. Gene Ontology annotation, molecular function: phosphate transmembrane transporter activity. Gene Ontology annotation, cellular component: membrane. The record is from RefSeq and is a predicted model, not a curated record.
AUGCCAUCUUUCGGACGUACUGGAAAUGCGGCGUACCGAGAUGUCCCUGGCGUCUAUACUCACAUUGCAGACCCCAAUGAGCGCCGGCGCAUGGCCCUCGCUGAGGUGGAUAAAGCACCCUUCGGAUGGUACCAUGUGCGCCUGGCCGUGGUCACUGGCAUAGGCUUCUUCACAGAUGCUUACAGCUUGUUCGCAAUCAAUCUCACAGUCAUAUUGCUAGGCAUUGUGUAUUGGCAAGAUGCAGACAGCCGUGGUGUCAUGCCUCAUAAUGCCGAUACAGCCAUCAAAGUUGCCACGUCCGCCGGCGCAAUCUUUGGGCAGUGCGUCUUUGGAUACUUGGGCGAUUAUCUUGGACGAAAAAGAAUGUACGGCGUUGAGCUCAUGAUCAUCAUCGCAACGACCCUUGCGCAAUCACUUUGUGGAGAAUCGGCUACCCUGUCAAUUGUCGGUGUUCUGAUCUUCUAUCGCGUAAUCAUGGGAAUUGGUGUGGGUGGCGACUAUCCCCUCAGUGCUGUCAUCACAGCUGAAUUCGCCAGUACGCGCUACCGAGGAGGCAUCAUAGCCGCUGUCUUUGCAAUGCAAGGCCUCGGGCAGUUGGCUUCGGCACUGGUAACACUCAUAGUGGUUGUCAUUUACAAAGACCAUCUCGUCAUAGCAACAGGGGUCGGUGAAUGCGUAGGAGAAUGUGCAGUGCACGUAGACAAGAUGUGGCGCAUCAUCAUUGCAUUCGGCGGCAUUCCCGGCUGGUUCGCCUUGUACUACCGAUUGACAGUUCCCGAGACACCAAGAUAUACAUUUGAUGUGCUGUACGAUGUCGAGAAGGCCUCUGUCGACGCAAGAAAGUAUCGCUAUGGCAAGCAAGGAAACGAGGUCGAUCCCGUAACCCAGGCCCAGGCCCGCAGCGAAAUGGCCAAGUACAAGACCCCGCGACCCUCUUUGGGAGAAUUAUUCCGCUUUUUCUCGCAAAAGCGUCAAGCCAUUCGGAUCUUUGGAACCUCAAUGUCUUGGUUUUUUCUCGACCUCGCAUUUUACGGCCUAGGCUUCAGUUCCGCCUCUCUCAUGGCCAUUAUGGGUUUCGAGCAAGGUGACAACCUCUACAUGUACCUCCGCAACACCGCCACCGGCCAAAUCGUGCUCAUCUGCGCCGGCGCCCUCCCCGGCUACUGGCUCACCGUCUUCACCGUCGACAAACUCGGUCGCAAACCCAUUCAAAUCACCGGCUUCGCCAUCCUAACAGUAAUAUUCUGUGUCCUGGGUUUUGCAUGGCAACAUCUUACAAAGAAGCACUUACUGGCUCUCUACGUCCUCGCUCAGUUCUUCUUCAACUUUGGUCCAAACGCCACCACGUUUAUCACCCCCGCGGAAAUCUUUCCCACACGAGUACGCAGUACGGCGCAUGGAUUCAGCGCGGGCAUGGGAAAGCUAGGAGCCGUAUUUGCACAGAUAUUCUUCGCGCCCAUGAUUAAAAGGGGUGCUACCCAUGAUAACCCCACACCUUGGAUCCACGGCGUCAUGCAGAUUUUCGCUCUCUUCAUGUUCCUCGGCAUGCUGACGAGCUUUCUUGUUCCUGAAUCUAAACGUGCGAGGUUGGAGGAGCUGGCGGGCGAGAAGGAUGAUGUGUAUGAGUUGCAGGCGAGUUUGUGGCGGAGAGGCGGUGUUGCGGGGGCUACGGGCAUUGCCAGUGGAGGCGAUGCGGAACACGCGCUGGGGAACUCGACAAUUGUGGUUGCGAGGGGGAGUGGGAGCAUGUGGAGUGCGGAUAAGGGGUCUGAGAGUGGGGGGAGGGAAGGCGAUGGGGAGAAGGGAUGGUGGCGGCAUAAGCAUAGUGAAGGAUAUGGGUAUGCUGUUUGA